This is a messenger RNA of Varanus komodoensis (Komodo dragon), 2781 nucleotides long. RefSeq names its product nicastrin (gene NCSTN). Bases 19 to 2175 code for a protein of 718 amino acids. Gene Ontology annotation, cellular component: membrane. The transcript has 17 exons. Gene Ontology annotation, biological process: protein processing; Notch receptor processing. NCBI's taxonomy places the organism in Eukaryota, Metazoa, Chordata, Lepidosauria, Squamata, Varanidae. The record is from RefSeq and is a predicted model, not a curated record.
GCGGAAGUUGCCGGCAAGAUGGCGGCUCUGGAGGAGGAGGAGGAAGUUGCGGCUGUCGCCCCCAGCUGCAGUCGGAAGAUGACGGGAGCCGCGCGCUGGCUGCUCCGGGGGUUUCUGCUGGGUGUCUUGGUGGCGGGCUCAGGCUGGUGCAACUCCGUAGAGAGAAAAAUUUACAUCCCGCUGAACAGGACAGCCUCGUGUGUCCGCCUCCUGAACGCCACCCAUCAAAUUGGCUGCCAGUCCUCCAUGAACGGGGACACGGGAGUCAUCCACGUCGUGGAGAAGCGCUCUGACCUGAGCUGGGUGCUGAAGGAUGGGCCACACUCCCCUUACGUGGUGCUGCUGGACGGGAAGCUUUUCAACCGGGAUCUGCUGCAGGAGCUGAAGGGCAGUCCUCGGAUCUCCGGGCUGGCCGUGGCCCUCGCCAGCCCCAGCCCCGCCGAGGGGUUUUCUCCUGGCUUGAAGUGCCCCAACGAUGGCUUUGGCAUCUAUAACAGCAGCUACGGCCCCGAGUACACUCACUGCAAGGCAACCACCUGGAACCCCCUCGGCAGCAGCCUUUCCUAUGAGGACUUUGGCUUCCCCAUCUUCCUCCUUCAAGAUGAGAAUGAAACAGAGGUCAUCAAGCAGUGCUACCACACCUACAACGCCCCCCGGAACGGCUCCACGCCCCAGUACCCGCUGUGCGCCAUGCAGCUGUCCUCCCACAUGCACGCCGUGACCAGCACCGUCACCUGCAUGCGGCGCAAUGCCAUCCAGAGCACCGUCAGCCUCAACCCAGAAGUCGUCUGCGACCCGCUUUCGGAUUACAACGUGUGGAGCACGCUGAAGGCCUUCAAUGAGUCUGCCACGCUGGACCCGGAGAGUGUCGUCGUCGCUGCCAGCCGGAUCGACAGCCACUCCUUUUUCUGGAACGUGGCCCCCGGAGCGGAGAGCGCCGUCGGGUCUUUCGUGGCCCUCCUGGCUGCAGCAGCUGCCAUCCACAAGGUCCCUGGCACACACGCCUUGCCCAGGAACAUCAUGUUCACCUUCUUUCAGGGGGAGACUUUUGACUACAUCGGCAGCUCUCGCAUGGUGUACGACAUGCAGAACGGCAAGUUUCCAAUCAAGCUGGACAACAUCCACUCCUUUCUGGAGCUGGGUCAGGUGGCACUCAGGAUCAACUCAAAGCUGUGGAUGCACACGGAUCCCGUCUCUCAAAAGGACCCAGCUGCCAAGCAAAGCAUUCAAAACAUGGUGGAGACCCUGAAAAACAGUACUGCAAACACGAGCGUAGUCAUGAAUGAGAUCGGGGCUUCCCAGGCCCUCCCGCCGUCCUCCUUCCAGCGGUUCCUGAGGGCCAGGCAGAUCCCCGGGGUGGUCCUGGCCGACCACAGCGCUGCUUUCCAGAACAGGUACUACCAGAGCAUCUACGACACGCCGGAGAACAUCCUUUUGAACUACCCCCCAGGGAUGAGCCCGGAGGAUGCCCUGAAUUACGUGACGGACACAGCUAAGUCCCUGGCAGAAGUGGCCUCCGUGGUUGCCCGUGCACUCUACCGGCUCGCAGGGGGAGAUGUGAGCGCCGUGGAUAUUCAGGCGGACCCCAUGACGGUGGCCCGCAUGCUCUACGGCUUCCUGGUCCGAGCGAACAACAGCUGGUUCCAGGCAAUCGUCAAGGCGGAGCUCAAGCGAUACCUGGGAGACGAGCCCCUUCAGUACUACGUUGCCGUUUCCAGCCCGGUGAACGCCACCUACCUGGUGCAGCACGUCUUGGCCAACCUGACCGGCACUCGGCUGGCUGACAACACCACCAAGGAGCAGUGCCUGAACCUGGGCAAGGCCUCCAAGGGUGAAUCCUACGAUUACGCUUGGGUGCAGGGCUUCCCGUUCCCAAACGCCACGUCCCCCCGCAAGCCAUUCUGCGUCAUGUCGACGGUCCACCUCACCCAGGCGUCUUCCCCAGCCUUUGAGCUCAAGCAGUGGAACUCCACAGAGUACUCCACGUGGACCGAGAGCCGCUGGAAGGAGCUUCACGCCCGGAUCUUCCUCGUAGCCAGCAAGCAGUUUGAGAUCGUCAUACUUAUAGUGGGCCUUGUGAUUCUGCUCGUUUCGUUCGUUGCCACCUACUUCAUCAACGCCAAAGCAGAUGUUCUUUUCACACCUCCUGGCGACUCCAGCUCUGUGACUUAUUGAAAUUGCAUUCGGGAAUCCUUGCACUCAAAAUAGAGAGAGAGAGAGAGAGAGAGAGACAAUGAACUUGAAAUUGCUGGUAGAACAACACUGGAGCUCCUUCCCUGAUGACCGUGGACUGUGGAACGAAGUGGAGCAUCUCCUUCCCCCACAAAUAAACCCUCGUCCUGGAAGAAGGUGAUGGCGAUGCAGGGAGUGAUUUUUGGCGGGGGAUGGGUGAGUCUGUCCAGGUCUCUUCCACCUUCACUUCGUAGAGCUGCCUGGAGAAGGGAAGCCGGCCUGCCGCACCCCCGUCUCUGUGAGGACCGGAGUCCCUUGCUGGGAGAAGUCUCAGCGGGGAGGGACUCCUUCCGUCUCUCGGCCCCCCCCCCCCCACAUCACUGUAACCUACCAGAGGAGCUGAACAACUGCUCAAAUCCUUCGAUCUGUAUGUAUCAAGCUGAAAAUAAAGACGGACGUGGCAACUGGGGAGGAAGCUGGAAAAGGGGAGCUGGGUGUACAAUAUCCUUUUUUUAAGAAAUCAUUUGGAAUUUUUGUAUAUAUAAUAUAAAUAGCUUGGUUUAAUUAAAAAAAGACCUGACUUACAGAUUAAAUCCUCUGAUCCCGUUG